Nannospalax galili (Upper Galilee mountains blind mole rat) is the source of this 1100-nucleotide messenger RNA. RefSeq names its product transmembrane protein 171 (gene Tmem171). Lineage: Eukaryota; Metazoa; Chordata; Mammalia; Rodentia; Spalacidae. The coding region runs from base 126 to 1100 and encodes 324 amino acids. The record is from RefSeq and is a predicted model, not a curated record. The transcript has 4 exons.
CCGCUCCUUGCCUGGCUCCCCCAUCGCACCUGAACCUUGGAUAUGGAGAGAUAGCUUUGGAGUCCCUGGAGGGAAGAAAAUACACACCCCUCCCCCGACGCAGGGGAAGGAGGCCUUUUCUGGCCAUGUCUUCUGUAGCAACUGCAGAGCCAGAUGGGGACCAGAGGGACAGGCGUGUCAGCAAGCUCAUUUUCUUCCUCUUUGUCUUCGGUGCAGUCCUGUUGUGUGUGGGAGUCCUGCUUUCCAUCUUUGGGUACCAGGCAUGCCAAUACAAACCCCUCUCACACUGCAGUACAGUGCUGAAGAUCGCCGGGCCGUCGUGUGCUGUGGUGGGGCUAGGGGCUGUGAUCCUGGCCCGGUCCUGGGCUCGCCUACAGUUCCGAGAAGCCCAGCGUCGAGGCCACCAGAACCCAGACCAAGUUUUCUUCUGUGGAGAGAGCCGCCAGUUUGCUCAAUGCCUCAUCUUCGGGUUUCUGUUCCUGACCAGCGGCAUGCUCAUCAGUGUACUGGGCAUUUGGGUGCCUGGAUGUGGCUCAGACUGGGUGCAGGAGCCACUGAACGAGACAAACACUGCUGAAGCAGAGCCCCAGAUCUGUGGUUUCCUUUCUUUACAGAUCGUGGGGCCCUUGAUUGUGCUAGUGGGCUUAUGUUUCUUUGUGGUGGCCCACAUUAAGAAGAGAAACAACCUGAGUUCCAGCCGUAGUACCCCUGAAAGUGAAGAGGGACACAGGCACAGUACUGAGCCUGUCCAUGUCACUGUGGGUGACUCGGUGAUAAUAUUCCCACCCCCUCCACCACCGUACUUUCCUGAGGCUUCAGCUUCCACAGGAACCAGAACUCCUGGGACUAACAGCUUGCUCCCAAUUGAAAACCCACCUUCCUAUUCCAGUCUUUUUAAUUAUGGCAGGACCCCAGCUCCUGAGAACCAGGGCACAGCCUCUGAGAGAGAGCGGGAAUUCAUAUACACUAUUUCUGGGAUGGGCUCACCAUCCGAGAGCUCAGUCACUGCGUAUCUUCCAUCGGACUUGCCUCCUAGAUAUGAAGAGAAAGAAACCGCCCCAGCCACGUCCUUGGCUCCCUCUUCCGAGUCAGCCCCAUAA